AUGGGGAGACCUAAGAAAGAGGUGAGUGAGGAGAAGAUAGAGAGCUUUCAGCGAGAGCUGGAGUUGGCGGGGGACAGGACAGAUAUACUGCUGAAGGAUAAACGCGGGAGGUCGCGGUCCUGUCUCCUAUGCCGCAGGAGGAAGCAGAGGUGUGACCAUAAACUACCCAGUUGCACAACGUGUUUGAAAGCUGGAGUCAAGUGUGUGCAGCCGGUGAGGUACAAUAACUACGGGAACGCAGUCGGUGAGUCAGGGGAUAGAAGUGGGUCCACGACUCCAGAUUUACAGAACUCCGCGCGCCAUUCACCAGUAGGGGUCCCUCGGAGCUGCGAUGAAAGGUCUGCCGGAGUGGCAGGUCCGUAUAAAAUGAGAACUGUACCGCCGGUCGUGACCGAGGGAGAAUAUUUGCAUUUGUCGCCCACAGUGACAACGGUGUCCCCAGGGCAGGGAACUGAUAAUAAAGUUACGAAGACGAAGAGGGAUAAACGUGCCAACGGUAAGGAUAACGGCCAAAAGGACGAUUACACUAAGUUACUAGAGAAAAAAUUGAAGUUCCUCGAAAAGUUGACGAGUUUAAAUCCAAACUCAGAGACCUUUAAUAAGAAACUGAAACAGUACAAAAGAAUAACACAUUUACUCAACGGUAUCGACGAUUCUACUUUGGAACAGUACGUGAGUUUGCAAUCUCCACCAUCAACACAUCCCGGUCAACAACCUCAUCCUUAUGGCCUGCUGCCUCCGCCUACCACCGUCAGAAUACCGCAGCAGGCACAGCAACAACCGUUGCAGCCGGGGGGGUACUACUAUAACAAUAGCAGUCACAAUCACAAUAGUACCAAAAGGAGACCCAGUUUCAAUGAUAAAAAUAUUGGAGCUCCCACGGGGACACAGAUCGGUAAUAACCCACCGAUGCAUAAUUGGAACUCGAUAAUCUCUACAAAACAACAAUCUCCCAUGGGGUCCAAUCUGAUCAAGGAUACCAAUAUACCGAACUUGAAUUCCUUCGACAGUGUCGAUUUCUCGACGUGUAUCUUUGCCAAAUACAACUUAAAGGAGUUCCUCGCAUACGAUCCAGCGUUUGAGUUCGAUGAGGAGCUAUCCCGGUCCUUUUUGGACACGUUUUUCACAAGGUUACAAUUCAAGUAUCCACUGUUGGAUGAGGCGGAGAUUUACGCAUUCCAUGAGAAUUUUGUCAACAAUGCGAUAUACUCCUAUAACGAAACAAACUUCCAUUUCGCUUGCGGUAGGAUGUGGCUUGUUUACAGUAUCAGCGCAUGUCUACAUAUGACCACGGGGAAGUAUAGGGGUGAACCCCCUGUGAGAUACUUCUCGACUGCCAUACGGCAUAUCACUAGGUCCGGGAAGAAUUUGAACUACGUUCAACAGAUUGAGUUGCUCACUUUGCUCGUACUGUACCUUCUUAGAACGGACAAGGACUCGAUGGUACUUUAUGAAAUUAUUAAGGACGUCAUGGGUAUCUGUAAGAACAAGUUGCAUUUGAACAAAUGGCACCCUCAGGACCCCUUCGCACAUAAGAAACUACGACUUUUCUACUGCGUGUACUUAUUGGAGAGAAUGAUCUGUGUUGCCGUCGGGAAACCGUAUACCAUAUCUGAGAGUGAGAUAGACCUACCAUAUCUCAGCGAGGACGCGUUUGGCACAAAGGACACCAAGAUACGUAGUGGGGUCCACUUUAUCAACCAGUCCUUGAAGUUGCGGCGGAUUGAAUCACAGUUUGUGGAACAGUUGCAAAUCCUACCGAACGGGGAUGUACCCAGGGAGAAGUCUGUGUUACAAACUCAGUUACCUCUAGUGCGUAAAUUUUUCAAAGAUUUGGAUAUUUGGAGAUCUGGGGUGGUGACGACUAGUUUCAAGAGUUUUGAAAACGAAACGCUUAAAUUGUAUUAUUAUAGGUCAGUUCGCAUCCUGAUACAACCGUAUCUGGAGAUACUGGCGCCGGAGGAUCGGCUGUUCAGGGAGUGUCAAGCUGCUGCUGGGCAGAUCUGCCAGCUUUACAAGAUCUUCCACCAAAAGACGAUCACUGGCCAUUCUACACCUGCUGUGCACACGGUGUUUGUUGCUGGUGUGACUUUAAUCUACUGUAUGUGGUUGGCUAGAAACUCUGAUGAUGAAAGGAGGAAGAAACUCGGGGAUUCAUCGAAGCACACGAGACCGCUGGUCAAUGCGACGUUGUUUUCCACGAUGGACGACCUUAGGGCGUGUUCUGUCUGUUUGUACGUGAUGACGGAGAGGUCGAAUUUUGCGAGAACGUUUAGAGAUACGUUUGAUCAACUGAUGAACGCCACUGUCGGUAACCUGAUUGAACGGUGUGGGCCUGACUCUGCCGAGUUGAUUUACUUGUCUCAUGCGGAGAAGAACAGGGAGAAGUUGCACAAGAGAAGCAGUGGGAGCACGAACGGAACGGAGUCCUCCUUUGAGGACCAGAAGAACUCACUACAGGAGAGUUCCUUGAACGGGAUGCCACCUGCGAUGAAGAGGACUUUUGGUAGGGGUCAAGUCGAAGAGCAUGUUGGGUUUGUGGAGAACUCACAGGUUGAUCUCACAGAGCAGGAGGAACUGAAGAAGAAGCAAGGGGUGUUGGAGAGGACGUCUGUUCCCAAGAGUCUUUCGCACCUGUUGAUCAACGAGAAGGAGACACACACACCUGGCGUUGCUAGCGGUGAAAACGAGAAUUUGAGUCGUGGCAAUUCGUGUGGUCAAGAUGACUUCAAAAAAUACGUAGUGAAGAAACCGAUGAACUUUAACGAAUUUGACUGGGAGAAUUUUGAACAGCAAGCUUUCCUGCAGCAACAUUUUGCUCAGCAGAACCUUCAAGCGUACUUGACGUCCUUGAAUUACGGUAAGGGUGCGCCCGCGGAGGUCGAGGGGGAUGCCAGUCGCGGCAUUGAGGAGAAGAUGAACAUGAUGGGGUCACCGUUGGCGAUCCCAAUGUCGAUGAAGAUGCCGUCGUCUUCAUCCUCGUCAGCGAACCCGCUUAUCCCCACGGGGGCAGCACCUGGGUACCCACAGAGCCAAGCACAAGAGAUCCGCUCUGGGAUGAUGAUGGGUGAGACGAGUCGCCGCGGCAGUACGCAAGUCGGUGCGCCUGAAACUGCAGCGCCUUUGCCCCUGCCCGUUGCGUUACCCACUGCGCACCUCUUCCCGCUAGAGACCAACAGUAACAACAGUAUCCUGCUGAACAGUGGUACCCACGACAUGAUCAACAACAUCUCCACGUGGACGAACGAUGCAGUCUCGGGGGCACUUGUGAACACGCACGACUACACGCCCAUGGGCAGUCUCCUGCCCAACGGAGGCGACACCGGGGCAGCGGGCCCGCAGCCGAUCCAGCACGGCGCGGUGAUUGCACCACCACCGCAGGCCGAGGACGCGGGGAACCAGGUGUACCCCGCCGUGGAGCCAUACGAGAACGGGCAAGGAAGACGGAUCUCCGCGAACAACGCAGCCCACUCGGCGACGCGGCUCUCUGAGGACUUCUGGACCAUCAACGACGACUACGGGUUCUUGACCUAA
This is a messenger RNA of Huiozyma naganishii CBS 8797, 3534 nucleotides long. RefSeq lists its product as uncharacterized. Gene Ontology annotation, molecular function: zinc ion binding; sequence-specific DNA binding; DNA-binding transcription factor activity, RNA polymerase II-specific. Gene Ontology annotation, biological process: DNA-templated transcription; positive regulation of transcription by RNA polymerase II. The transcript has a single exon. NCBI's taxonomy places the organism in Eukaryota, Fungi, Ascomycota, Saccharomycetes, Saccharomycetales, Saccharomycetaceae. The record is from RefSeq and is a predicted model, not a curated record. Bases 1 to 3534 code for a protein of 1177 amino acids.